Molecule: messenger RNA, 639 nt
Organism: Ichthyophthirius multifiliis
Lineage: Eukaryota; Ciliophora; Oligohymenophorea; Hymenostomatida
Product: protein kinase domain protein
Exons: 1
Cellular component (GO): cytosol
Source: RefSeq, a predicted model, not a curated record
AUGGGAAUAGUUGAUUCAUGUGAAGUUGCAUAAGAAAAUUCAUAAACUUAUAUAUAAAUUUAACAAAAUAAGUCAUCUAAACUUUAAAAAGAGGAUAAAGUAAUAGAAAAUGAAAUAAUAAAUAUAUAAAAUUAACAAUAAUAAAAUCGUAAAAAAAUAUAUGAAGUAUAUUAAGACGGGUCAAUUUACAACGGAUAAGUAAUAAAUGGAAUUAGAGAUGGAUAAGGAAUAUUUACAUAUAAUGAAGGAGGUUCUUAUUUUGUGGGAGAAUGGAAAAAUGGUAAUAUUCAUGGAUAUGGGAUUUUAUAUUAUCCGAAUAAAUAAAUUGCUUAUGAGGGAGAAUGGUAAAAAAAUAAAUUUAAUGGAAACGGAAUAGUAUAUAAUGAGAAAAUUAAAGUAAUAGAAUUUAUCAAUUAUAAAAAUUUUGAUUAAAUUGGAGAUUAUUGGGAAAAAUACGAAGGUAAAUUCUAAGAUGAUUAAAAGGAAGGAUUAGGGAUCAUUAAGUUCAGUUCUGGCGAAAAAUUUGUCGGGAAUUUUAAAAAAGACAGUGCUAAUGGAACUGGUGUAUUUUAUUUUAAAGAUGGGAAUAUAAUUAUAGGAAAUUGGGUUGAUAAUAUAUUACAAUAAGAAUUAAUAUGA